GAGAGAUGACCACGAUGACUUGGUUUUGCAGAGGGUUGGACUUCUUACCGCUUGCACCAAGUUGAGAAGAUCUUCGUGGACUCAUGGCUGGCCGAUGCGAGGAGUUGUAUGUGCGGAUAUUGCUUAGGCACCCAUAGAUACCAACAUAAGAUGCUUUUCUGCAAGGUUGCAUAUAACUUAUACGGGUGCCCAUGGCCGCGGGCACCUAGGUGGCGGGCACGAUUGGCUCGACGUACGUAGUAAGGUUGUUUCAGCAGCCCGACCUACGGGGAUCUUCUCUCAUCACCAUGGGUUGAGCGCGAAAUACCAAUCGUCGUCGAGACCCAGCCAUUCAACAUGCCAUCUCAUGAUGGAGAAGGCACACGUAAUUUGCUGCCCGGCUUGCCGGACGGCAAUACCACACAGAACAUGCAGUCUACUCGAUUCCUCAGCAGUCGCUUACUCGUAUCUACUACGGUCUCAGCGGUAAAUCGUGUAAUCUGGCGCUAGCGUGCCAUUCGACGAUAAACAGCAGCGAGGACGAUUUGUGAGGCAAGCGGGCCUCCUCUUCAAUGCGGUGCCAACCUCUGCUUCGGCGAUUCAAGCGGCAGCUGUUUUGCACCCCGGUUAAGCGAGUUUCAUUACACGAUUUACCGCUGAGACCGUAGUACGGAUACAAUGCCGCUGAAGCAGUCAGCAUAUUCUCCAUAUACCGCCUUGGCCUCGCCGAGACGGUGACGUCGAAAAGCUUGUGCGAGCUUUUAGAAAUCUUAUCGGUCUCGGAGCUCCAAGCACGAGAAGAUAAGAGAUGAUCAUCACCUAAUCUUGCAUGUCGAAGCGCCGGUCAUCGAGCAAAGGCGAAGGGCCAGAACAAAUAGAGAGGAGACUAUGUCUGUGAAUACGGUACACUUGGGAGCGGGAAGACGAGCUCCCCCGCUUGCUGCUGGCGGAGCCGCUCCUCAACUCGAUCACGUCUGGAAUUUACAGGUACUCCGUAGCGUACUUGACAAAGAACCCCAGCCUCGUCAGGUCACAGCAGGUAGGUGGCAGACAAGUUUGUUUUUGUAAAGGAGGAGCGCACCAGCUGCCUAGGCGCAUUAAAGAGUGGAUCGGCUAAGUUUCCCUGUUGUGCUCCAACUUCUGUCACAGACUUGGAGAAUUUUUUUAUGUAACUUGUGGUCUUUACAGCCCACUUUUGACUCUGCAAAAUGGGGGACAAAAAGCGUAAGGAGUCAUCCGGCGCUGGUGAUGCACCGCGCAAGAAGAGCAAGAAGUCAAAGUCCGCCGAUGGUUCCAAGAUCGUGGACCAAGAGACUAUUGCCGCAACAAGCAUGCCUACCGCUGAUGAUGCAGCCGCUAAAUCGAAGUCUACCCCAUCGAAUAUGGCCGCCGCCGCUGCAGUAUCAGCCAAGGCAUCUCGCAAACGAGCCGCUGACUUCAUGGAUGAUGGCGAAGGUGAACCUGCCAGUUCAGCGGUGACCACAAAAAAGCAUAAAGCUCCAGCCACCACCGGUACAGAAGAACCUACUGCGAAGAAAUCCAAGAAAGGAUCCAAGUCCAAGAAGAGCAAGCAUGAUGAACUUCUCACCGCUGAUGGGGUCAAUGGUGUGAUAGAACAUAACGGUGAGGAGGAGGUUGGAACAGCGACAGCACACAAGCCAGUCACAACCUCCAUGCAGGCCGAAGCUGAGCAUACACUGGACCAUGAGCUGGAAGACGAAUUCGGAAGCGAUGACGACGUGGACGAGGACGAAGUUGAAGAGGAUGACAAUGCUGCUGUUCUCUUAGCCGGCUUUGACAGUGACUCGGAAGACAAUCAGCAAGACAAGGGCUUAGAUCUCACCAAACUCCCGCGUCUACCGGCAGACAAGCAGACUCAAAGCAAGCUGAAAAAGAUCAAAAAGGCUGCGAACCAGGACGACGAGCCGGGUACAGUCUACGUUGGCCGCAUACCCCACGGAUUCUACGAACAGCAGAUGAAAGAAUAUUUCUCCCAGUUCGGUGAUAUCAGCCGUCUGAGACUCUCUCGUAACAAACGCACUGGCGCCUCCAAGCACUUCGCCUUCAUUGAAUUCAAGUCCAAUGAAGUUGCCAAAAUUGUGGCCAGCUCCAUGGACAACUACCUGCUCUUUGGCCACAUUCUGAAGUGCAAGUACGCCGAGCCUGGCUCACUGCACCCUGAUGUCUGGAAAGGCGCAGACAAAAAGUUCAGAAAAAUUCCACACGAGAAGCUUGAACGAGAGAAACUGGCGGCCCCCAAGACUGAGGGACAGUGGCAAAAGAAAGUUGACAAGGAGCAACGUCGGCGAGACCAGAAGGCAAAGAAGCUGCAAGCAAUCGGCCUUGAGAUGCCAGUGUCCACCUUAACUAGCCCUGCAAAGGCCUUGCAGGAGAGACUGGCCGCCCAGGAAGAACCAGCACAGAUUGAGAGCACAGACUCGGGUCCCACUGGAAUGCUUGAGCCACCAGCGAAUAUCCCCAAGGACGACGUUGCAGUGAAGCAGGCUCAGAAGGCAAAAAAAGAUAAGAAGAAGAAUAAGACCGAGUCCAAGGCUGCCGACAACGUGGCCACAGCCGAACUUGUCCAAGAAGCACCUGUCACCGAGCAAGCUGAUGUCAAAUCGGCGAAAAAAGACAAGAAGAAGGCGAAGAGAGUCAGUGCAGGCGCAGCUGAUCCUGACACUUCUAUCGUUUCCGUCCAAGAUGAGGCACCUGCAGCCGAAGACACCGAGGUCAAAACAGCCCAGAAGAUCAAAAAGGGGAACAGGAAAUCCGACGUUGAUGCCGACUCCAUUGUCGCCCCAACAGCGGCCGAAUCUGUGCAGGAUGCACCUGCCGCAGUCGAGGCGACGGUAAAGGUCGAUGCGGCAAUUGCCGAACCCAAAGUAUCCAAGAAAGAAAAGAAGUCUUCGAAGAAAGCACGAGAGAGCAUUGGAGAAGCAUCUGCCGUAGCUCCUGCUGCCUCUGUUGUUGAAGUCGCUACCGUAGAGACUGUCGAGAUCCCGGCCGCUGCAUCAUCGGAGCCAGCUGAGCCGAUCCAAGCGGGAGCUGACUUCGUUUCUCUAGGCGAAUUUGCCGACGCUUCAGAAGACAAGCCAGCGACGUCGAGCAAGAAGGUCCUCAAAUCAUACAAAAAGGAAAAGAAGAAGAAAGACCGCAAGAACCUGGUCAAAGCCAGAGGACCCAAGUCGAAUCUCCUUCCUACUUCGCAAAAGUCGAAGCCCGACCUCACUUCUACGGGCAAGGGUGGCCUGCCGCUGCUGGGCAAAGGCAAGUAUGACAAGGCUAAGCGUGAUGCGCAUAAGGAGUUGAAGAAGGCGAUGCUGGCUAGGCGUGGCGGCGGCGGUAGACGCCGUGUGAGCGGCGAGUCGUCCUAGUAAGUCUGGUAUGAGAAAAGUCUCGGCUCUGACAGGAGGUCAGGAAGAAGAUGGCGUCUGUAGUGAGUGCAGGGGAGACUGGUGUGUGUGGUGUGCAGGGCAUUCUGUGAGCCAUGCGCUAAAGUGGAAAAGUCUUUUUGCAAGCAGGUGCAGGCUCUGGUAUUUCUACGAUGGAGCUCUGGGCUUGUGUGCUAUCAUUAUCUACCUAGGUAGCGAGCUGGGCAUAUCGAGACGUGACGAAUGACCGUGACAUCCCUGUAUGACUCUGAUAGCCGACAACAUCAAGACUGUCGAACGAUCGCUUUACUCAUGCAUAC
Exophiala xenobiotica is the source of this 3673-nucleotide messenger RNA. RefSeq lists its product as uncharacterized. Gene Ontology annotation, molecular function: RNA binding. Bases 1188 to 3356 code for a protein of 722 amino acids. NCBI's taxonomy places the organism in Eukaryota, Fungi, Ascomycota, Eurotiomycetes, Chaetothyriales, Herpotrichiellaceae. Gene Ontology annotation, cellular component: nucleolus. The record is from RefSeq and is a predicted model, not a curated record. The transcript has 3 exons. Gene Ontology annotation, biological process: maturation of LSU-rRNA from tricistronic rRNA transcript (SSU-rRNA, 5.8S rRNA, LSU-rRNA).